Molecule: messenger RNA, 2224 nt
Organism: Tarenaya hassleriana
Lineage: Eukaryota; Viridiplantae; Streptophyta; Magnoliopsida; Brassicales; Cleomaceae
Product: L-type lectin-domain containing receptor kinase S.1
Exons: 1
Coding region: 119-2077 (652 amino acids)
Biological process (GO): protein phosphorylation
Cellular component (GO): plasma membrane
Molecular function (GO): protein kinase activity; ATP binding; carbohydrate binding
Source: RefSeq, a predicted model, not a curated record
UUCCUUCGUCCACGCAUUUGACCGCCUUUAAUUGUCCAAACCAGCAAACGGAAAAUAAAUAAAUAAAUAAAAAGAAGCAAUCAAUCAUCGUAACAUUCUCCGACCCCAACCUCCAUCGAUGCCGGCAAAGCCUCCGCCGCCGCGGCUCAUCCUCGCCGUCGCCUUUGUUCUUCUCCUUUCCCCGCCGUUAUCAUCCUCUGUUGACUUCCUCUACAACUCCUUCAACUCCGCCGUCAACGCGACGGACCUCGUCCUCGUUGAGGACGCUCGCAUCGACGCCACCGUCCUCCGCCUCACCAACGACUCGAACCAGUUCUCCUUCGGCCGCGUCUUCCACCCACAGAAGCUCCGUAUCGUUCCCGACCCGAUCAGUGACCCGACCCGUCUCUCCUCCUUCUCCACUUCCUUCGUCUUCUCCGUCCUCCCUGAGAUUUCCACCAGCCCUGGAUUCGGCCUCUGCUUCGUCCUCUCCAACUCCACUUCGCCUCCUGGAACUAUUGCGAGCCAAUACUUCGGAAUCUUCACAAACGCCACCGUCAGAUCCGUCGCGCCACUACUCGUCGUCGAGUUCGAUACUGGUCGGAACCCGGAAUUCAACGACCCAGAUGGGAAUCACAUCGGCAUCGAUCUCAAUAACAUCGAAUCGAUCGUAACCCAAUCUGCUGGGUACUACGACGAUGCCAGUAAUGGAAGCUUCGUGUCUGUCAAUAUGCGUACUGGGCAGAACGUUCAAGCUUGGAUCGACUUCGACGGAUCUAGAUUUGAAAUCAACGUCUCCGUUGCUCCCGCCGGAAUUUCUCGUCCUCUUCGGCCGACGCUGAGCUUCCGCAAUCCGGUCAUCGCGAAUUAUGUGUCGCCGGAUAUGUUUGUUGGGUUCUCAGCUUCGAAGACUACGUGGGUCGAAGCUCAGAGGAUUUUGGCUUGGAGUUUGAGUGACACCGGAGCUCCUCGCGAGAUCAACACGACGAAUUUACCGGUUUUCUUGCCGGAAUCUUUGUCAUCUUCCCUUUCCGCCGGAGCAAUAGCAGGGAUAGUUGUCGGUUGCGUUGUGUUCGUGGGUCUUCUCGGGUCUGGGGGUUACUUAAUCUGGAGAAAACUGACGGUCGACGACGAAGAAGACGAUGAGAUCGAGGAGUGGGAACUUGAAUUCUGGCCUCACAGAUUCAGCUACGAAGAACUCGCCGCUGCGACGGACGAAUUCUCCGGAGCUCGGCUUCUUGGGUCCGGCGGAUUCGGUCGAGUUUACAGAGGAGUUUUGUCGAACAACAACGAAGUCGCGGUGAAAUGCGUGAACCACGACUCGAAGCAAGGGCUCAGAGAAUUCAUGGCGGAGAUCUCCAGCAUGGGUCGGCUUCAGCACAAGAACCUCGUACAGAUGCGAGGUUGGUGUCGCCGGAAAAAGGAGCUCAUGCUCGUCUAUGACUACAUGCCCAACGGAAGCCUAAACCGAUGGAUCUUCGACAACCCUCAAGAGGUACUUCCAUGGCAUCGUCGCCGAAAGGUGAUCAACGACGUCGCAGAAGGGUUGAACUAUCUCCACCAUGGUUGGGACCAAGUGGUGAUCCACAGAGACAUCAAAUCCAGCAACAUAUUACUAGAUUCCGACAUGAGAUCUCGGUUGGGGGACUUUGGUCUCGCCAAGCUGUAUGAACACGGGGGAGCCCCGAACACCACGCGCGUGGUGGGCACACUCGGGUACUUGGCUCCGGAGCUGGCCUCGGCAGCUUCACCCACCACAGCCAGCGACGUUUACAGCUUUGGCGUGGUGGUUUUGGAAGUGGUUUGCGGCAGGAGACCGAUCGAGUACGCAGAAGAAGAGGACAUGGUGCUUGUGGAUUGGGUGAGAGAGUUAUACGGCGGAGGGAGAGUGGCCGAGGCUGCUGACGUGAGGAUCAAACAAGAGUUCGAGGCCGAGGAAGUAGAGAUGUUGUUGAAGUUAGGGCUCGCUUGUUGUCACCCCGAUCCCGCAAAGCGGCCCACGAUGAAGGAGGUCGUUUCGUUGUUGCUCGGGUCACCUCCGGAGGAUUUGUUGGCCGGUCUUACUCCGACCGCAGAGGCCGCGGAUUCCUGUUCUUGAGGUCUUCGUUACUCCUUUCAGGGUUUUUUUUGGGCAAAUAUGUUUGUAAUAUUCGUGGUCAGAUUUACAUAACCUUUGGUAUUUGAUUCAUGAGAGAAGAUACAAAACACAGAAAAUUACAGAAAUCGAAUGAUGUUUAUUGCCUGA